AUGGACGCCAUCAUCGCCGCCCUCUCCGCGCCGGGCGGGGCGGGCAUCACGGGCUCCCUCGUCGACGCCGAGGGUUUCCCCAGGGCGGACAUCGACAUCCCCGCCGUCCUCGCCCAGCGCCGCAAGCUCGGUGAGCUGAGGAAUGACCACAAGGAUGUUACAAGCAAAAUUGAGAAGAAUCUGGAAGUUUUACACUCUACAAAAUUAACAAGAAAUGAGCAAUCAAUCCCAAGAAGUUCUGGUAUAUCAGCUCCACUGCAUGGUGGAUUGUCUCAAAAUGAUCCUAUGGAAGAGGAUGUGGUAACCAGACUUCCUUUUGCCAUAAUUGAUGACAUUGCAGAUGGUUCUCCUGCUGCUUUGGAUGGCUUGCUGCUUGGGGAUGAGAUAGUGAAGUUUGGGAGUGUAGAGGCUGGUGGCAGACUGCAAGAAAGGCUUGUUUCUGAAGCCGUUUCCAAUGAGGAUAAUCAAGUGCCAUUUCCGAAUCUUAUGAAGGGCCGGUCUAUAUAUUCAACUGAAGAAUGGCGUGCUUUCACGUCUGCACUUGUGCUGACAGCUCUUGCCGCUCAACGUUUCAAUCGAGUCGAAUUGCCUUGGUUACAAGCUUUAUUUGGUACAAUUCCUAUAGCUGCGCUUAAAGAACUAUGCCCAUCACAUUUGGUAAUGACGAUGCAGAAAACCUGGAGUCAAAAUGGAGUUGGGUCGAUCGUGUGGACGCAGAGAAAAAUAGUGUCAAUUCUCGGUGCAAUUGUGGAAAGGUCCCAUCUGGUCUUUGGCGACUUGGUCUUACAUACACAACGCAGACUGCUCAACAAGAACAACAGCACGUCGGUCACUUGUAUACGCGUGGCGACUUAG
Messenger RNA from Triticum turgidum subsp. durum (durum wheat), 855 nucleotides. The record is from the annotation of a GenBank genome assembly. NCBI's taxonomy places the organism in Eukaryota, Viridiplantae, Streptophyta, Magnoliopsida, Poales, Poaceae.